Messenger RNA from Choloepus didactylus (southern two-toed sloth), 4381 nucleotides. RefSeq names its product protocadherin 20 (gene PCDH20). The record is from RefSeq and is a predicted model, not a curated record. Gene Ontology annotation, molecular function: calcium ion binding. The transcript has 2 exons. Bases 159 to 3017 code for a protein of 952 amino acids. Gene Ontology annotation, biological process: homophilic cell-cell adhesion. Lineage: Eukaryota; Metazoa; Chordata; Mammalia; Pilosa; Megalonychidae. Gene Ontology annotation, cellular component: plasma membrane.
AAACCAUGACUGCGCCCUUCUGCCCCCUAUUAGCUUCGGCCCUUAAUUAACGAACCGGUGACUAUUGGCUGAAGUUCCCCAGCGAUUUGCAUGAACCGAGAGGGAGUGUCUUCUGCCGCCCUCCCGUCAGGCGCGCGCUGACUGCAGCCUCCCGGGGAAUGCGCGACCAAGGGAAUGCGCCCGGCUCGCGGGCCCUGGCAGUGAGCUGGCGCCCGGCGAUCUGGCACCCACGUCCGGAUAUGGGGCAUCUACAUCGUCCCAGGAGCAGCACCAGCCACAGGAACCUGCCGCAUCUCGUUCUGUUUUUCCUCUUCGUGGGACCUUUCAAUUGCCUCGCGAGUUACAGCCGGGCAACGGAGCUCCUGUACAGCCUGAACGAGGGACUCCCCGCGGGAGUGCUCAUCGGAAGCCUGGCGGAGGACCUGCGGCUGGUGCCCCCCGCCUCUGGGAGGCAGGCCCAGCAGCCGCAGCCGCCGGAGAGCGCCGUCGCCCAGCGGACACCCCCUCUCUCCUUCAGCCUGGCCUCCCGGGGACUGAGUGGCCAGUAUGUGACCCUAGACAACCGCUCCGGGGAGCUGCACACUUCUGCCCAGGAGAUCGACAGAGAGGACCUGUGUCUUGAAGGGGUCAGUGGGACUGCCAGGGGCGGUAGCAUCUCCAUCUCCUCAGCGCCUUCCUCUGACUCUUGCCUUUUGCUUCUGGAUGUACUGGUCUUGCCUCAGGAAUACUUUAGGUUUGUGAAGGUGAAAAUUGCCAUCCGAGACAUCAACGACAAUGCCCCACAAUUCCCGGUUUCCCACAUCUCUGUUUGGGUCCCGGAAAAUGCACCUGUAAAUACCCGGCUGGCCAUAGAGCAUCCGGCUGUGGACCCAGACAUAGGAACCAAUGGAGUGCAGACCUACCGGUUACUUGACUACCAUGGCAUGUUCACCCUAGACGUGGAGGAGAAUGAGAAUGGGGAGCGCACCCCCUACCUAAUUGUCAUGGGGGCUUUGGACAGGGAAACCCAGGACCAGUAUGUAAGCAUCAUCAUAGCCGAGGAUGGCGGGUCUCCACCACUGUCUGGUAGCGCCACCCUCACCAUUGGCAUAAGUGACAUUAAUGACAAUUGCCCUCUCUUCACAGACUCACAAAUCAAUGUCACAGUGUAUGGGAAUGCUACAGUCGGCACCCCGAUUGCAGCUGUGCAGGCUGUGGAUAAAGACUUGGGGACCAAUGCUCAGAUCACCUAUUCUUAUAGCCAGAAAGUUCCACAAGCAUCCAAGGAUCUGUUUCAUCUGGAUGAAGCCACUGGAGUCAUUAAACUUUUCAGUAAGAUUGGGGGAAAUGUUCUGCAAACGCACAAGCUCACCAUCCUUGCUAAUGGGCCAGGCUGCAUCCCUGCUGUUAUCACAGCCCUGGUGUCCAUUAUCAAAGUUAUUUUCAGGCCACCUGAAAUUGUCCCUCGUUAUAUAGCAAAUGAGAUAGAUGGUACUGUUUACCUGAAAGAGCUGGAACCAGUGAACACUCCAAUUGCAUUUUUCACCAUAAGAGAUCCAGAAGGUAAAUAUAAGGUGAACUGCUACUUGGAUGGUGACGGACCUUUUAGAUUAUCACCCUACAAACCAUACAAUAAUGAAUAUUUGCUAGAAACCACAAAACCUAUGGACUAUGAGCUACAACAAUUCUAUGAAAUAACUGUGAUGGCCUGGAACUCUGAGGGAUUUCAUGUCAAAAAAAUUAUUAAAGUACAACUUUUAGAUGACAAUGAUAACGCUCCUGUGUUCCUUCAACCCUUGAUAGAACUAACCAUUGAAGAAAACAAUGCACCUAAUGCCUUUUUGACAAAGCUGUACGCUACAGAUGCUGACAGUGGAGAGAGAGGCCAAGUUUCAUAUUUUCUGGGACCUGAUGCUCCAUCGUAUUUUUCCCUAGACAGUGUCACAGGGAUUCUGACAGUUUCCACUCAGCUGGACCGAGAAGAGAAAGAAAAGUACAGGUACACAGUCAGAGCUGUUGACUCUGGGAAGCCACCUCGAGAAUCAGUAGCCACUGUGGCUCUCACAGUGUUGGAUAAAAAUGACAACAGCCCUAGGUUUAUCAACAAGGACUUCAGCUUUUUUGUGCCAGAAAACUUUCCAGGAUAUGGUGAAAUUGGAGUAAUUAGUGUAACAGAUGCCGAUGCUGGGCGGAAUGGAUGGGUUGCCCUCUCAGUGGUAAAUCAAAGUGAUAUUUUUGUCAUAGAUACAGGAAAGGGCAUGUUGAGAGCUAAAGUCUCUUUGGACAGAGAGCAGCAAAGCUCCUACACUUUGUGGGUUGAAGCCAUUGACGGAGGUGAGCCUGCCCUCUCCUCUACUGCAAAAAUCACAAUUCUCCUUCUAGACAUCAACGACAACCCACCUCUUGUCUUAUUUCCUCAGUCUAAUAUGUCUUAUCUGUUGGUACUGCCUUCUACUCUCCCUGGCUCACCAGUUACAGAGGUCUAUGCUGUUGACAAAGAUACAGGCAUGAAUGCUGUCAUAGCUUACAGCAUAAUAGGGAGAAGAGGUCCAAGACCCGAGUCCUUCAGAAUUGACCCUAAAACUGGCAACAUUACUUUAGAAGAGGCAUUGCUGCAGACAGAUUAUGGGCUCCAUCGCUUACUGGUGAAAGUGAGUGAUCAUGGUUAUCCGGAGCCCCUCCAUUCCACAGUCAUGGUCAACCUAUUUGUCAACGACACUGUCAGUAACGAGAGCUACAUUGAAAGUCUUUUAAGAAAGGAAGCAGAAAUUAAUAUAGAGGAGAAGGAACCACAGAUCUCAAUAGAACCGACUCACAGAAAAGUAGAAUCUGUGUCUUGUAUGCCCACCUUAGUAGCUCUGUCUGUGAUAAGCUUGGGUUCUAUCACACUCGUAACAGGGAUGGGCAUAUAUAUCUGCUUAAGGAAAGGGAAAAAGCAUCCCAGGGAAGAUGAAAAUUUGGAGGUACAAAUUCCACUAAAUGGAAAAAUUGACUUGCAUAUGAGAGAGAGGAAACCAAUGGAUAUUUCUAAUAUUUGACAUUUCAAAGUGAAUAACAGAGAGAUAUUUUAACUGACUUUGGAUAGUUUUCACCACCUAAACAAGAGUGAAUUUAUGGCAAUUCCAGUGAAGGACCACUAAUUUAUAAUUUGUACUAUAUUGUAAAUAGCUGUUUACAGGUUUUUAAUUUCAAAUUUAGAUGUUAUAAAAUGUGUACAGCAUUUUUUAAUGAGAAUUAGUACUAACAGCUAUAUAAUGAUUAUAAAAAAAGUUUAGGCAUUUGCAACUUUCAUACAUCAGGCAGAUGAUUGAUAAAACCUGGGAGUUAAGGUAAGAAAAUGGUAUAUAACAUAUUUUGUCUAAAAAGUCCUUUAUCCACAAGAGGGCAUCAGCUGCCCCUUUGCAGGGAACUGUUUGCAGUGUUGUACAUGACAGUUAUUGUACGUGAAAUUAAUGAAAGAGUAUAUUUUAAAUACAUUGUUUUUAAAUUUUACCAAAUAAUGAAAUAAAAGUAAAUUGAAUUUUGCCCAACUUAAAUGUAUGAUUGGAAGGAAAAGAAAUACACUUGUAAACAGGAUGGGUAUUACCUCAUAAGUACAUCAUGUAUAGUUGGAAGAAGUCAUUUAAAAGAAGCGCAAUUCUUUUUAAGCAAAAACAUAAAACAUUGCCAUGUGUUAAGGUCUCAACCUGCUGAAGAGUAUUUCAUUUUUAAGUGAACUUAGAUUUCUUUCUGUUUGCUUUUCACUGCCCUUGCAAUUAUUACAGGGGAAAAUAUUUAUUCUUCCUUACAGAAUAUGUAACUAGAAAUUGCGCCCAAGAAAAAAAGCCAGAAGCAAAGAAAUGUUUCAGUCUGUAGCUGCUUCCUAGGUGUUCAUGACAUUUGGGUACUUUCAUAACUUGUCAGUAGUACUUUAUACUUGGUUAUAUAUUAGAGUUUUAUAUAUGCUUAAGCUCAUCCAUCACUUAAGAAAAUAAAAAAUCUCAUUAAAACUGAAUAAUCUAGAAGCUAGUACAUACUAUUGGACAUUUUUUGGGGGUAUUUUAUAUGAAAGUUGUACUUAUCUUUGUGUUGUUUAGAUUUGUUGGCUACCAUUUCUGGCUUCCUUUCUUUGGCUUUGGAUUAAAUCCACGAGUUUAUCUGUAAGCUCAGCAGCAGAUUUAAUUGAUAAUUUAGCUUUUUACUGAAUCCUUUGCAAUAAAGAAAACUGGUUCAUCAGUGGUUGAUCACUUUCACUCUAUUGUGUGAGCUGGAAAUCUUAUUUUAUAUGAGAGAUAUAGCAAACUUUUGUGCAUAAACAAGGAAUGUGUCAGCUUAAACUGGGUCAUUUUACUUUUUGGCAUCAUGUGUCUGUACACCAAAAGUGUUUAUAUGUCUGCAAAUUAAAGCUAUAUAUUUUCAUAAU